Pyricularia oryzae 70-15 is the source of this 920-nucleotide messenger RNA. Its product is annotated as HAD superfamily phosphatase. NCBI's taxonomy places the organism in Eukaryota, Fungi, Ascomycota, Sordariomycetes, Magnaporthales, Pyriculariaceae. Bases 191 to 841 code for a protein of 216 amino acids. The transcript has 3 exons. The record is from RefSeq and is a predicted model, not a curated record. Gene Ontology annotation, molecular function: phosphatidylglycerophosphatase activity.
CCACAUGUGCUGAAUGACGAUGACAUGAACUAGGCUCGCUUUCAGACACUUAUUCUCCAGUGAUUGUCAUCCCCAACUACACCGCACUACCAGGCCGCUCUCUUCGCCCGGUUGCAUCAUCUAGAAUCAUAGAUUUUGAAUAAAUCAGUGGGACUGGAUCUAAUAUCGAAAACAAGUGUUUGCGGCAAUCAUGAACCUCAACCUUUCAGCAUCGCUAAACAUUUUCAAGCUGAUUGCAAAUCCUGCACUGUGUCUGCCUCACGCAACAGUUAACACUUUCAAUGACUUGCCGCUGCCGCUAGGGAAAGCCUUGAAAGGCGGCAAAGAUGGAGCCGAAGUUGACAUAAAGGCAGUUAUUCUGGAUAAGGAUGACUGUUUCGCAUACCCAGAAACAAAUGUCAUCCACGAGCCUUAUAAGGACCGGUUCGCAGCCCUGAAGGCAGCAUACCCCGGCCGCCGGCUGCUCAUCGUCUCCAACACUGCGGGUGCGCUGAGCCAUGACCCAAAGAGGAAGCUCGCUCAGGAGCUCGAGGAGGUUACCGGGGUCACGGUGCUCUCACACAAGACCAAGAAGCCCGGCUGCGGCAGCGAAAUCAUGGAGUACUUUCGCGCCCACCCUGACACGGGAGUCACCUCGCCUUCCCAGAUCGCCGUGGUCGGAGAUCGCCUGUCGACCGACAUGAUGCUGGCCAAUAUGAUGGGCGGCUGGGGCGUCUGGGUCACGGAGGGGGUGGCGCCUAUGCAGAAGAAGAGCAUUUUUUCCCGGCUUGAGCAUCGCUUGAUGCCGUUCCUCCUCAGAAGGGGUUACUCUGCGCCCCAACCACAAAGUCCUUUUGAAUAAGAUGGGCUUAGUCUUUACUGUACGAGAUGUAUCUAGACUAGGUAUUGUUUAAUGCAACUAUAGACUUUACUCUUCUCUA